AUGAAGAUUUCCGCUGUUAUCGGUACGCUGAUGGCCGCCGGCCUGGUUGCUGGUGCUCCUCCAGCUGAGCGUCCUACUGAGGUCUCUGAGCAGCUACCGCCACCCACUGGAACCGGAAUUCCCCCUUUCCCUCCUCAGAAGCAGGAGAAUGACAACGAUAAGCGUGGAGAUGCUCCUCUUCCUCAAUCCAGCGAUAUCCCGCCGCCUCCUCAAAGCACCGACAUUCCUCCUCCGCCUAAGGGCACUGAUGUUCCUCCCCCUAAGAAUGGACAGAGCGACAACAACAAGCGCGGGGAUGCUCCCCCUCCUCUGAGCACAGAUGUCCCUCCUCCGCCUCAGAGCACCGGCGUCCCCCCUCCUCCCAAGGGCACCGAUGUGCCCCCUCCUAAGGAAGGUCAGAAUGACAACAACAAGCGUGGAGAUGCUCCUCCUGCUCAGUCUAGCGAUCUUCCCCCUCCUCCUCAGAGCACCGGUGCUCCUCUUCCCAAGGGCACCGAUGUUCCCCCUCCUCCCCAGAGCACCGACGUUCCUCCUCCCCCCCCAAAACACCGACGCUCCCAAGAAGAACGCUCAAUUUCAGGCCUAGAUUGCUGGCCGAUUUUUGGGAAUGUAUAG
Penicillium longicatenatum is the source of this 615-nucleotide messenger RNA. RefSeq lists its product as uncharacterized. The record is from RefSeq and is a predicted model, not a curated record. The transcript has 2 exons. Lineage: Eukaryota; Fungi; Ascomycota; Eurotiomycetes; Eurotiales; Aspergillaceae. The coding region runs from base 1 to 615 and encodes 204 amino acids.